Messenger RNA from Solanum dulcamara, 943 nucleotides. Its product is annotated as GATA transcription factor 17-like. Gene Ontology annotation, biological process: regulation of DNA-templated transcription. The record is from RefSeq and is a predicted model, not a curated record. Bases 222 to 677 code for a protein of 151 amino acids. The transcript is spliced from 3 exons. Gene Ontology annotation, molecular function: zinc ion binding; sequence-specific DNA binding. NCBI's taxonomy places the organism in Eukaryota, Viridiplantae, Streptophyta, Magnoliopsida, Solanales, Solanaceae.
UGUUCCUGCAAACACACAUACGCAUUUAUCAAAUCUUCUUCACUUUUUUAUUUUUUUUGCUCCAAUUAUUCUCCAACUUCUUCAGUUCACUGGAACUAAGGUCCAUUUUAGUCCAUUAAUCUCUUUGGGGUUCUUUGCUUUUCGUAAUUUUAGCAAGAAAACCCACUUAGAGAUUUCUCUCAAUUGUCACUUUGUUCUGUUUUUUUGACGAGUUUAAGUUCAUGGAUCCGACCCAAAAGGAAGAAUCUUCGGGUAGUGAGACAACUGGGACCACAAAAUCUUGCUCUGAUUGCAAAACUACGAAGACACCCUUAUGGAGAUCUGGUCCUUCUGGGCCUAAAUCGCUGUGCAAUGCUUGUGGGAUCAAAUACAGGAAGAAAAAGAGUAGCCCAAUUGGGUUAAACAAAGGGCCAACGAAGAAGAAAGAGAAACUCAUUUCAAACAGUAGCAGUACUGACGAGGUUGCGUACUGCAAGAAGGGUAAAAUCGGAAAUGGAAAAGAUGAGAAGCUAAGCAAAGUAUUGAGGGUGAAAUUGAUGAUGUUGGGGAAAGAAGUAGUGAUAUUACAGAGGCAGAGAUCUUCAAUGAAGAAGCCGAGAAAUCAAAGAAAACUUGAUGAAGUUGAAAAAGCUGCUGUUCUAUUGAUGGCUCUGUCUUGUGGCUCUGUUUUUGGCUAAAACCAAUCAGCAGCACUAAUAGUCAGUAUUAAAAACCCUAACCUUUUUUUUAAAGCUUAAUAUUAAAGUAGAAAGUAGAAAGAUCCUUUUUUAAGCUUUUAGUAAAAGCUUUUUUAGGGUUAUUAAGAAAUAUUACAAAUGUGCUAACUGGAAAAAAGAAAAGAAUCUGGUUUUUAGAGCCUUUAUUUAGAGAAAUGGCUUGAUUUUGGUAGCUUUUGGAUGAAAAUGAAGUUGUAUAUAAUGAUGGUGGUGCCUGAUGAUUUGAA